AACGUAUUAUCAUGUCAGCGGCUAUAUACGUAAACUGAAAGCCCAAAUUUCUCUCCAGAAUUCGAACAUCUCCUGAUCUCAUUCAAGAAUUUCGUCGAACAUGUGUGUCGUCCUCCUCAACAACAACGUGAACGUGUCAGUGUAAACGAAUCGAAAACUCGAACGGCAGCCACGUGUCGAUCAUCCUACUCUCCCAUGCCGAACAACUCUAAACCCCUUGGCAUUUCUUCGAACUUUAAACCCUCCCAGAAAACAAUCCAAAUCUCCAGUCCAAAACGACGCUAAAAUGUACCGUUUCAGACCCUCGCUUCUCCUUCAUCAUCGUUGCCUUCACAACCUCCAAAACGCCGGCCCGCUGUGCUCCCAAUUAAAAUCCCGGUCCGUAAUCCGGUUCUCUGGAUCCGACACCAUCAAAUUCCUUCAGGGUCUUUUAUCAAACGAUGUACGGAGGCUUGGUGAACCCCCACGCGAAGGGAACUCCCCCAUUCCUACACCGAACGUGGCCUCUGUGGUGGUUCCUCCUAUGUAUGCAGCUCUUUUGACGCCUCAAGGGAGGUUUUUGUAUGACUUGUUCUUGUAUAGGCCGCCCCGGCCUGAGGAGAAGCUGGACAGAACUGGGUCCGGUCCAGGUAGUGGGGCUGGUGAGUCGGUGGAGAUUUUGGCUGACGUUGAUAGCUCGGUCUUGGAUGAGUUGUUGGCAACUCUUGAGAAAUACCGGUUGAGGUCUAAGGUAGAUAUCGAGAAUGUGGCGGAUGACUUCCUUUGCUGGCAGAGAUACAGUGGUGACCUUCCCGGAAAGACCCCUGCUGUUGAAGAACCAGAGGCAGCUUCAGUUGGUUGGGGCAGCGGUGUCGAUAGUUCUAGCAAGUCAGCUUCACAUGGCAGUGAUGUUGGAUGCCAAUGGUUUAAAGAUCCCAGAAUAGAUGGUCUAGGUUUUAGGGGGAUAUUUCGAUCCGGUACAAUACCACCUUUUGUCGAGUCUGAUAAAGAAGAUGAAGAGAAUUACCUUAUGUGGAGAUUAGAGAAGGGAGUUGCUGAAGGCUCGACUGAAAUUCCUAAAGGGGAAGCAAUUCCACUUGAAUACAAUUUCGCUGGUCUCAACGCAAUCAGCUUUGAUAAAGGGUGCUACGUAGGGCAAGAACUUAUAACUCGUACACACCACAGGGGGGUUAUUCGCAAGAGAUUGCUUCCUUUAAAGUUUCUCGAUGAUAACGGAAAAGAGGUUGAGGGAAAAGUUACCCCUGGUUCAGAAGUGAUCAGCACAGUUUCUAAUAAGAAGCUAGGGAGUGUGACAACUGCACUCGGCUUUCGUGGGAUGGGUGUCUUGAGGCUCGACGAUGCCUUCAAAGAUACAUUGGCGAUAUGGGGGCAGGAGGAUAUAAGGGUUAUGGCUAUUAAACCAGAUUGGUGGCCUGCAGAAUGGUUUCAAGAUCAACAACAUACCGAUACUGCCAACGCAUAAACUGGUUUACGUGAAUUUGAUCGUCUUUCUUGCCAUCGUUCGGCUUGGGCGGCUCACACGGUUAUAAGCAAUGGUACGACUUGGUAGAACUUAUUUUACAACAGGUUUACUUUUUUCCCUCUCACUAAAGAAAAUGAAAGUAAUA
Molecule: messenger RNA, 1607 nt
Organism: Hibiscus syriacus
Lineage: Eukaryota; Viridiplantae; Streptophyta; Magnoliopsida; Malvales; Malvaceae
Product: putative transferase At4g12130, mitochondrial
Exons: 5
Coding region: 287-1462 (391 amino acids)
Cellular component (GO): mitochondrial matrix
Molecular function (GO): protein binding
Source: RefSeq, a predicted model, not a curated record